AUGUCGCAUCUUCCCCUCUUCUCCAUUUAUAGCAAAACCACUUCAGAAGAAGACAGCAAACAGCCAGCUCAGGCAGUGACCCAUGUCCCUGCACAACCCACAUACGCUCCAACCUGGGAGGAAAGAGUGACAGUGGAAAUUGACUCCAUCAAGGCAGGAGAAGAAGGUGGGACCACUUUGGAAGAUCUGAGAACCUUGCCUCGGAAGAAGGACCAAACAGGAACCAAGUUAUAUGCAUCCAUCAUUCGUAAACGCAGCCUCAUCCCACGCUAUGCUGGAGUGAACUACACAGGGCUGGAGGUUUUCCUCAAGGGGAUCAAUGAGUCUCUUGCCCAGCCUGGUGGCAAAGUCAAAGCCGUUGCUAGAAUAGUGAACAACAUUGGAGCUUACGUAAGAGAAAUGCAGGAUCGGUUGCCUGAUGCUCCGGCCGUUCCCUUGACGGUGGUGAAUUUCCCAGAUCCUGUAAUGGAGGAUUUUGAUGUCCCUCGAGUCAACAACCAUGGAUAUCCACAGGUUUCUUCACUCGGUGGACCUCCUGAACAGCCCAUGUGGAAUACCUCCUUCCUGUUUCAAGGAAGGGAUGGUGCUACUGCUUUCUCAGAUGAUACGGCCUUGCUAAUUGAAUACUAUAAAUCGACACCAGGAGAAGAUAUGGAAGGCACAUCUCCGUAUUUAGGCUACUCCGUGCUGCCACUGACCAACCGAGUUUACCGAAAGCUUGCAGCAGAUAGUAGCCGAAGUGGAAUUCGGGUAGAAAAUCUACCUAUCCAGGAUACCACUAUGAGAACCACGUCUGGUGGGCUCCCAACUGUCCAACUUGGCCUUCAGUUGAUCAAUUCAGAG
Protobothrops mucrosquamatus (brown spotted pit viper) is the source of this 843-nucleotide messenger RNA. RefSeq names its product coiled-coil domain-containing protein 33-like. The transcript has 7 exons. The annotation marks the transcript as partial. The record is from RefSeq and is a predicted model, not a curated record. Gene Ontology annotation, cellular component: peroxisome. NCBI's taxonomy places the organism in Eukaryota, Metazoa, Chordata, Lepidosauria, Squamata, Viperidae.